UCAAUUAUAUUAUUCUCAUAUGGAAUAUUAAUUGAUAGAAUAAUUUAAACACUUAUAUUAACUCAAACAAACAGAAGGUAAGAGCUAUACAGUUCAAACAUUUAAGUUUUUAACUUUGUACUAAGGUAUUGCUGGAGGAGCACCUAUGUCGGAUGUAGAGCGAACCCUUAAUAGCUUGAAUGGCUAUCAUGACGACAUACUGGAAGCAUUGAGAAACGCUCAUCGUGGAUUAGCUAGCACGCCAUCCGGAAGUACUAAUCUUCUCAAUGAUGAAGUCAUUCAUAAAUCUUUAUCAGAACAUGGAUAUACUGAUAAUUCUUACAGAAAGGAAACAGAUUGCCAAGAUAAUAUUGAAAAUCGAGAUGAUGAGGAUGAUGAAGAUAUUCCACCAACAUGUGGCACGAUACGUAUUCGUACACUUGAGGAUAUUAUUCGACAAUUAGAGCAUCAUUCAACACGUCACAUGAGCCCUGUUGAUUCAGAAGAUAUACGUAUUUCAGAGAAUGAAAUCGAUCGCCAUUACAGAAUGGAUUCUUCAAUAUGUAGCGAAUCCUCUCAGGGGUAA
This is a messenger RNA of Ceratosolen solmsi marchali, 565 nucleotides long. RefSeq lists its product as uncharacterized. NCBI's taxonomy places the organism in Eukaryota, Metazoa, Arthropoda, Insecta, Hymenoptera, Agaonidae. The coding region runs from base 146 to 565 and encodes 139 amino acids. The transcript has a single exon. The record is from RefSeq and is a predicted model, not a curated record.